Molecule: messenger RNA, 1217 nt
Organism: Pseudogymnoascus verrucosus
Lineage: Eukaryota; Fungi; Ascomycota; Leotiomycetes; Thelebolales; Thelebolaceae
Gene: NUO24
Product: NADH:ubiquinone oxidoreductase 24
Exons: 3
Coding region: 60-857 (265 amino acids)
Molecular function (GO): NADH dehydrogenase activity
Source: RefSeq, a predicted model, not a curated record
CUCAAAUAUCUCGCACGGCAUCUCCAUCACACCAGCCAUUGCGACCCCCGACAGCUCCAAUGGCCUCCAAGAUCACUCCCUACGUCUUCGGCUCGGCCGCAAGGCGGGUAUGCAUCGCAUCUCGCCCAGCCAUUCGCUCCCAACGCCGGGCAUUCGUCGCCUCUCCCCGGGUAGCCAGCGAUUCCCUCUUCGUGCACCGCGACUCCGCCGACAACAAUGCGAGCAUCCCGUUCAAGUUCAGCGAGCAGAACAACGCCGUGAUCAAGGAGAUCCUGGCCCGCUACCCGCCCCAAUACAAGAAGGCCGCCGUGAUGCCAAUCCUCGACCUCGGUCAGCGCCAGCACGGAUUCACCAGCCUUAGCGUCAUGAAUGAGGUUGCGCGUCUUCUUGAGAUGCCGCCUAUGCGCGUCUACGAGGUCGCUACCUUCUACACUAUGUACAACCGCAACCCGGUCGGGAAAUACCACGUGCAAGUCUGCACCACCACCCCCUGCCAGCUCGGCGGCUGCGGCUCCGACGCCAUCGUUAAGGCCAUCGAGGGCCACCUCGGCGUCCACAACGGAGAGACGACCAAGGACAACCUGUUCACAUACUUGGAGGUCGAGUGCCUGGGCGCCUGUGUUAACGCGCCCAUGGUCCAGAUCAACGACGACUACUACGAGGAUUUGACUCCCGAGUCGAUCGUGUCACUGCUCAAGGCAUUGGAGGCGAGCGCGAAGGAUGUGGCAGGGACGCCCUCGAAGGUGCCGGCGCCGGGACCAGCGAGUGGAAGGGAGAGCUGCGAGCCGACUGGGGGGUUGACGAGCUUGAAGGGCGAGCCGUGGGGGAAGGAGCUGUUUAAGAAGGAAUUCCAAUAGGGGGUAUAGAAAAUUUGGGGAGGGGCUAGGGGAUAGAGCAUAUUGGCGGUGUAUAUAUUGUAUGAGAGAUUACUCAUUUAUGAUUGUGUCUUUUGCUGGUUGACUUUGAGAAUGGGUGAGUGAACGGUGAAUACGAGGAGAACGAACGCAACAAUAAACGGAAAGACAGGUCGCGAAUGAUCAAAUGCAGAGGGAUGAGGGAGACAUCAAUACUUUUGCCCCCGAAAGUCUGAAGAAGGGCUAAGUAGAGGUAAGAGUUGAUAUUGGUAAUCUAGGCUCACACAACCUUUCCCUUUAAGACUAUCUCACAGUAACUAUCUCUAUAAGUCUAUCUUAUAGUAACUAUCUCUUUAAGUCUAU